Molecule: messenger RNA, 459 nt
Organism: Cooperia oncophora
Lineage: Eukaryota; Metazoa; Nematoda; Chromadorea; Rhabditida; Trichostrongylidae
Source: the annotation of a GenBank genome assembly
AUGCCUAAGAACUUUCGUGAAGGUAUAAUCGAAGUAGCAAAAAUGUUUAAAAAUCAUGACUUCAUAUGGAAGGUUGAUGAAGGCGACGUGAUUCAAGGUGUUCCGAAUUUACACACCUUUAGCUGGGUUGCUCAAGCAGCCCUUAUAGCCCACCCUAGUCUGCGAUGUUUUGUUUCACAUGCUGGCAUCAACAGUAUCUUGGAGUUGACAAGAAUAGGAAAGCCGUCAAUACUGGUUCCGCUUUUCGGCGACCAACUCAGGUCUGAAGUGUUACCUGAAAGUUGGCUUUGGAAAAUAGACGCUACACUAUCGCAAUACAGUCUGGUGCUUGCUCCAAUUGCUUUUAGAAAUGCGUAUCUCGUGGCAGCGAAAAACACGACCAUUGUGAUCGCGAAGGAGGAAUUUAAUCGUGAUACUUUGGCCACUGCUCUUCAACGAGUGCUCAGCGAUAAAGGGUAA